AGUUUUUAAACAUAUAUGAAUAAAAAUUAUAUCACCAUGAAAUAAAAAACACAUCAAAGUCAAUACAUCACUAAAUAGUAGAUUUUUUAAAUUCACGUUGGCAGCUGUAGAAAAUGACAUUGUUGACACUGACGUUUGAAUUUUGACAAUCAAUAUAAUUUACAGAUUUACCAGCUGAGCUUCAAAUGCUAGCCUCAGUGUAAAAUUGCUGAGUUUAAUUAAUUUUUAUUAUGGGCGACGAAGAAUUAAAUUCUAGUAAAACAUGUGAUAAAAAGAAACAUAAUGUUGUUAUAAUUGGGGCCGGUAUGGCCGGCUUAGCCGCCGCCAAUUACCUUAUCAACAAUGGUAUGGAAGAUUUUAUCAUAAUAGAAGCAAGAAAACGCAUAGGUGGUCGAAUUAUUUCAAUACCAAUGAAGAAUCAUAGAGUAGAAUUAGGAGCAAAUUGGAUACAUGGCGUUCUUGGUAAUCCCAUAUAUGAACUGGCCACAGCAAAUGGACUUGUCAAUAUCAUUAAUGUACCGAAACCGCAUAAGGUUAUAGCGGCGACAGAAGAUGGCAAGCAGGCACCAUUCAAUGUUCUGCAGGAGAUUCAUGAGGCAUAUGUUUGUUUUUUGCGCAGAUGCGAAGAAUACUUCUUGUGUCAGUAUUUGCCACCACCAGACAUAAACAGUGUGGGUGAGCAUAUAAAUCUAGAAGCUACAAUAUACUUAGAACGCUUGCCGUCGUCUGAAGAAAAGAAACUCCGUCGAUUGAUCUUCGACUGUCUUUUAAGAAGGGAAACAUGUAUAUCUGGAUGUAAUUCUAUGGACGAAAUUGAUCUCUCAGAACUUGGUAGUUAUACAGAAUUACAGGGUGGUAAUAUAUUAAUACCCUCUGGGUACAGUAGUAUUUUACAAUUGAUGACAAAAAAUAUUCCUUCUGAGAAAAUAAUAUCAAAUUGCCCAGUGAAAAAAAUUAACUGGAACUCUAAUGGUAAUUCUGAUGAUUUAGGAGAAGAAUCAGAAGAUUCAGAUCAAACUGUGAUAGAGGAUGUUUCUAAGGCAUCAAAUAAUGAUAAGAUACCUAAGUUGCAUGUUAAUGUGGAAGAAAAACCAAAGAAGAGAUCAAACUAUGUAGAAGUACAAUGUGACAAUGGAGAAAAUUAUUAUGCUAAUCAUGUUAUAUGCACAAUACCAUUGGGAGUGCUUAAAGAUCAUGCAGCAACAUUAUUUGAUCCUCAAUUACCACAGUACAAAAACGAGUCAAUAGAACGACUAUUAUUUACCCCUGUUGAUAAAAUUUUUUUAGAGUAUGAUAGACCUUUUCUUAAUCCUGACAUAACUGAAAUUAUGUUGUUAUGGGAUAACUCAGGUGCCCAGGAAAGUAUGGCUGAUUCAUGGUACAAAAAAAUGUAUUCUUUUACUAAAGUAAGUGAGACCCUAUUGCUGGGUUGGGUUUCAGGUAAAGAGGCUGAAUAUAUGGAAACUCUAUCCAUGGAAGAAGUAGGAAUAACUUGUACUAAAAUUUUGAGGAAAUUUUUAAAUGAUCCCUUUGUCCCUGAACCAAUAUUGUGUGUGUGCACAAGUUGGAAUAAACAGGCUUACACACGAGGUGCAUAUACUGCCAUAGCAGUAGGAGCAAGUCAAAGCGAUAUUGAGAGCUUAGCACAACCUUUGUUUAGAAAUGCAAGAGAUAAAAAGCCAGUAUUACUGUUUGCGGGUGAACAUACACAUAGCAGCUUCUAUUCUACUGUGCAUGGAGCUUUUUUGUCUGGUCAAACUGCAGCAAAAAGGGUAUUGAGCCCAGAUGUGUCUGGUGAGAAUGAAUUGGAAUGUCCUGGCUCAGCAGAUUUGCAAGCAUGGAUACAAGGCAUUCAGAUAAACGGGUAAUAUCGCUUUUAGAGAAAGCCAUUUACAAUUUACAUAACCUGUGACUCAAUUUUAAAUGCAGUCAAUCAGAAAAAUUAUUUGUAUUUUGCAAUUUAAAACUCGCACAAAUAUUACAAUUUAUUGGCAGAUGUAAUUAAGAGACUGGCAAGGUAAUAAGUACAUAAGCUUUUGUUGGGCAAAAGCACCUACAUGACAAUGGCAGCAGGCCUGUUAUAAUUUAUAUAGACUCUGUAGAAUGUGAUAGUAAUUAAUAUUUAUUUAGGUUAAUAGAAGUCUGGGUGAUAGUUUGUAGAUGACCAUUUGAGAACACAAUACUUAUUUACUUUUUUUUAAAUAUGAGAAAUGAAUUAGAAUACAACAAUGAAACGAUUGUGUGAUUUUUUUAAUGAACUGCUUAAAUUUUUUUUGCUUAUGCAUUGAAGAUGUUUUUACUUUAAUGAUGCUUUGCAAUUUGUUAUUGGGUUGUGAUAAAUGAUUUGAUAGAUUACAUGCUAAAUUUAUUUAUUGUUGUUUUUUGAUGAAGUGUUGACAUUGCUUUUCAAAUAUAAAUGUAUUUCUUACCAUAAUUGUAGUGGAAAUUUACAGUUUUAUAUCAGUGCAAUAAUGUUUUGUAUAGUCUUAUUAUUCAUAGCUUUCCUAUGAUUAAACUAUUGUUGAUAAUUACAAUAGAUGACGGUACAUAUUGAAAGUAUCUAAUUGAUUAUUUCAAGACAACAUAUAGAAAGGGGUGUUUAUGAUUUUUUUGACUUAAUGUUAAUAACUAAAGUCUUGCAGAUACAUCAGAUAAUGUUUAAAUUUUCCAUCUUAUAUAAAGAAGUAUUAUACUCACCCAAAGUUACAGACUGUACAGUGCAUACCAAAGUUUCUUACCAUAAUAGCAUAGCAAGUUUUUGGAAUCAAUGUAGUAUUAUAUUCUUUUUUGGCAUUGUAAAUAAAUGAAAUUGUAAAAAUGA
Molecule: messenger RNA, 2821 nt
Organism: Pieris brassicae (large cabbage white)
Lineage: Eukaryota; Metazoa; Arthropoda; Insecta; Lepidoptera; Pieridae
Product: peroxisomal N(1)-acetyl-spermine/spermidine oxidase
Exons: 3
Coding region: 231-1868 (545 amino acids)
Molecular function (GO): polyamine oxidase activity
Source: RefSeq, a predicted model, not a curated record